Messenger RNA from Microcebus murinus (gray mouse lemur), 3541 nucleotides. RefSeq lists its product as uncharacterized. Gene Ontology annotation, biological process: regulation of DNA-templated transcription. NCBI's taxonomy places the organism in Eukaryota, Metazoa, Chordata, Mammalia, Primates, Cheirogaleidae. The record is from RefSeq and is a predicted model, not a curated record.
AAAUCUAACCGGAACUUUGCUUCUAGCGACAGCCCUGCAGUCCCGUUUGCCUCUGCUUGCUUGUUCCUCAGGGUGGGAGAUCCAGGUGUGUCUGGUGCGGCCGGCGUCACAGGGCGACCUGCGGGUCCCGCAAGAUCUGAAGGAGGAUGCCGGGACAGCUUGGACGCCAGGAAACGGAACUGUUGACAUUCAGUGAUGUGGCCAUAGACUUCUCUCCAGAGGAGUGGGAAUACCUGGACACUGCUCAGCAGAAUUUGUACAGGGAUGUGAUGUUGGAGACCUACAGAAACCUGGUCUCUGUCGGACUAUAUAUUAAAGGAAAUAAUGACCCAUCUUCUGAAUGCCCCAGAGAGACCCACGACUUUGGAUAUAGGAUUGGAUUACGUGUUCAGUCAAAUAUUUCUGAAGACCAGAGAUUUGAAAUUAAGCAGACUAUUUCUAAAUCUGAAGAAUUUGAUCAGCCCUGCAUUAAAACUUUAUUAUUCUUUCACAAACCAAUAAUCCCGUUACAUACCAAAACCAACAACUGUGAUCAGUAUGGUAAGGUUUUUACCCAGUCAUCAUUCCUUAAUCAAUCUCAGGGAAUAGAUAAAUUGGAAAAACAUGACAUAUCUUGUAAAACUUUCAUGUCCUUUAUCGAGAACUCUACCCUAAAUAAUUACCAGGGUAUUCAUUUUGAUGAGAGAACAUAUCAAUGCAAUAAACCUGAACAAACCGUGAACCAAGUCUCAUUCUCUAGUAAAUAUAAGAAAGCUCAAUAUCCAGAGAUCCAGUACAAGUCUAACAAAUACCAGAAAGUCUGUCUCCAACAUUUCAAGCUUAUUACCCAUGAGGAUACCCAUAUUCAGGACUAUUCCUACAAAUGUAAUGAACGUGUAGAAGCUUUUGCCCAGUCAGGAAAACAUUCUCAAAAUCAGGGAAUUCCUUUUGGAGAAAACUCACAUAGACAUUAUAAAGGUGUGAAACUCUUCAGUCAGUCGUCCAAUGUAGGAACACGUGACACAAUUUAUACUAAAGAAAACCUCUACAAAUCUAAAGAAUGCAGCAAAACUAUUAACCAGAGUUCACAGCUUAAAAAUGAGAAAAUUUGUACUCAGGAGAAAUCCUACAAAUGUAAACAAUGUGGCAAAGCCUUUACUCAGUUUUCACUUCUUCAAGAACAUCAAAUAAUCCAUAUUAGGGAAGAACCCUACAAAUGGCAACAAUGUGGCAAAGCUUUUACCCAUUUUGCAAGCCUUGGGAUCCAUCAGGUGGUUCAACUGAAAGAAAAAUCGCACAAAUGUAAAACUUGCGGUAAAUCCUUCAACUUUCGUUCAUAUCUUAUUAAACAUGAGAGAAUUCAUACUGGAGAGAAACCCUACAAAUGUAAAGAAUGUGGCAAAGCCUUUACUCAGUUUUCAAGUCUUAGACACCAUCAGAAAAUUCAUACUGGAGAAAAACCGUACAAAUGUGAAGAAUGUGGCAAAGCCUUUACCAUGUCAACAAGCCUUAUAAUACAUCAGGUAGUUCAUACAGGAGAAAAACCCUACAAAUGUGAAGAAUGUGGCAAAGCCUUUACCGUGUCAGCAAGCCUUAGAAAACAUCAGAUAAUUCACACUGCAGAGAAACCCCACAAAUGCAAAGAAUGUGGCAUAUCCUUUACACAGUCAGUAAGCCUUAGACAACAUCAGGGAAUUCAUACUGGGAAAAAGCCCUACAAAUGUGAAGAAUGUGGAAAAGCCUUUACGUGGGUGGCAAGCCUUAGAGUACAUCAGAGGCGUCAUACUGGAGAAAAACCCUACAAAUGUGAAGAAUGCGGCAUGUCUUUUACUGAGUCAGGAAGCCUUAGAAAACAUCAGGCAGUUCAUACUGGAGAGAAGCCCUGCAAAUGCAAAGAAUGUGGCAAAGCCUUUACUCAGCUUUCAAAUCUUAGGCGACAUCAGAUGAUUCACAGUGGAGUGAAACCUUACAAAUGUAAUGAAUGUGGUAAGUCCUUUAGACAUAGUUCAUACUUUACUCAACAUCAGAGAAUUCAUACAGGAGAAAAACCCUACACUUGUAAGGAAUGUGGCAAAGCUUUUAGUCAGUAUUCAAGUUUUAUACACCAUCAAAAGCUUCAUACUGGAGAGAAACCCUACAAAUGUAAAGAAUGUGAUAAAUCCUUUACCCAGAGUUCACAACUUACUGAACAUCAGAGAAUUCAUACUGGAGAAAAACCCUACAAAUGUAAAGAAUGUGGCAAAGCCUUUUCCCAGUCAGCAAGCCUUAGACAACAUCAGAUAAUUCAUACUGGAGAGAAACCCUACAAAUGUAAAGAAUGUGGCAAAGCCUUUACCCAGUCAGUAAGCCAUAGACUACAUCAGGUAAUUCAUACUGGAGAGAAAGCUUACAAAUGUAAAGAAUGUGGCAAGGCGUUUACACGAGUGGCAAACCUUAGAAUCCAUCAGAGACUUCAUACAGGAGAAAAACCCUACAAAUGUGAAGAAUGCGGCAUGUCUUUUACCCAGUCAAGUUGCCUUAGAAAACAUCAGGCAGUUCAUACUGGAGAGAAGCCCUGCAAAUGCAAAGAAUGCGGCAAAGCGUUUACUCAGCUUUCCAAUCUUAGACGACAUCAGAGAAUUCACAGUGGAGAGAAACCUUACAAAUGUAAUGAAUGUGGUAAAUCUUUUAGACACAGUUCAUACUUUACUCAACAUCAGAGAAUUCAUACCGGAGAGAAACCCUACACAUGUGAAGAAUGUGGCAAAGCUUUUACUCAGUUUUCAAGUCUUAGACACCAUCGAAAAAUUCAUACUGGAGAGAAACCCUACAAAUGUGACGAAUGUGGUAAAUCUUUUACCCAUAGUUCACAACUUGCUCAACAUCAGAGAAUUCAUACUAGAGAAAAACCCUACACGUGUGAAGAAUGUGGCAAAGCCUUUUCGCAGUUUUCAAGUCUUAGACACCAUCAAAAAAUUCAUACUGGAGAGAAACCCUACCAAUGUAAAGAAUGUGGAAAAUUCUUUACCCAUAGUUCACAACUUACUCGACACCAGGGAAUUCAUACGGGAGAGAAUCCCUACAAAUGUGAAAAAUGUGGCAAAGCCUUUAACUGCCAUUCAAGCCUUACUCAACAUCAUAGGAUUCAUACUGGAGAAAAACCUUACAGAUGUGAACAAUGUGGCAAAGCCUUUAACCGUAAAUCACACCUUACUCAACAUCAGAGAAUUCAUAACACGGAAACUGUAUAGACAUAAUACAUGUAAAAAGGACUUUAUCCUAAAUAAACAACUUGGAAGUUACCAGAGUGUCCAUAAGAAAAGAAAUUUUACAUGUGCAAUAAAUGUGUAGAAGUAUUUAAUCAAAACUUACAUCCAAGUAUAUCAGUGGAUUCACAAAGGUAAAAACUAAAGCACACUUUCAGAUUUUACACUAACCCAGAAUAUUGUAGAGAAAUUUAAGUUGAAGUACUUAGAUAAUUUAUCUGUUCAUGUUGUUCAAAAGAGCAAGAACAGGCCAGGCACGGUGGCUCACGCCUGUAAUCCUAGCACUCUGGGAGGCCAAGGCAGGCGGAUUGCUCAAG